AGUGACGUGGUCAAGCGGAAGGUUAGGGGGCCAUGACUUGCUCCACACGGAACCUCAAUCUUGUAACCGUCAAAAAAAUCAUCCACGACUCGGAGUGCUCAACUCAACCGCCAAUAUAGGUAAUGCUUUUAACUCUCAUCAUCAUUAUAAAAACGCGUCUAGUUACCAUUUUACUUUUUACUCCAAGCUAAUCAAAGAACACAUCUCCUCUCAAAACAAAGCAUACAAAGAAGAAGAUGAUGAAAAUGACAUCUCCUCUGUCUCUGUCCAGUCUGAUGGUAUUUUUGUUGUGCGUUAGGGCAGUGAUGGUAGUAGUAGCGUCAGAGGGUCCUAGAGUUUUCAAGGUUGGAGACGAGUUCGAGUGGAGAGUUCCACUUCAGAAUGAUACAUCGGUUUACAGCCGCUGGGCGAACACCAACCGCUUCCACAUCGGCGAUUCUCUCUCGUUUGUGUACGACAAGGACUCGGUGAUGGAAGUGGACAAAUGGGGUUUUUACCACUGCAACGGCAGCGAUCCAAUCACAGCGUUCGACAAUGGAAACAGCACGUUUUACCUUGAUCGUCCUGGUCUCUUCUACUUCAUCAGCGGCUCCAACGCCCACUGCACCAGUGGACAGCGUCUCAUCGUGGAAGUGAUGCAUAUCCACCACCACCACAACCACCACGAUGUUUCCUUGCCUCCGUCCAUGUCACCUCUCUCUGCCAGCUCUCCCUCUGAAUCUGCAUUCGACUCUCAUGAUCCUGCUUCUUCCGCUGCUGCCUCCUCCCUGCUCGCCUCCUUCUUCCCUCCCUUUGCUGCACUUCUUGUUGCUCUUUUCAGCUGCCAACCAUAGCGCUUUUGUUUCAUCUUCUUAUUAGUCUUCUUUCGUUGCUAUUAAUUUUUCCGUUUCUUUUGUCAUUCAACUUUUAAGAUAUUAUUAACCUCAUAUUUUCUUCAUCAACUUCUAAGUUUUAUCACUGCUUUUAAACAAAAGUUACAAAACAAUCACAAAGCAACCGCAAUUAAAAAAAAAUAAGGAGCUAAUUCAACCACCUAAGCUAAAAAU
Messenger RNA from Brassica rapa (field mustard), 1046 nucleotides. RefSeq names its product early nodulin-like protein 3. NCBI's taxonomy places the organism in Eukaryota, Viridiplantae, Streptophyta, Magnoliopsida, Brassicales, Brassicaceae. Gene Ontology annotation, molecular function: electron transfer activity. The record is from RefSeq and is a predicted model, not a curated record. Gene Ontology annotation, cellular component: plasma membrane.